UAAAGGUAAAGAGAAGAAAGCAUUUUUUCCGGCAACACAGUUGACAGCGAAAUGGAGUUUGACAUUCAACUAUCUUGCAGUUGUUUGAUUUGUGUUUGUCUGACAUCUUGAAGGUCUGGCUCUGUCCCGGACAAUGAUGGUUUAAGAACAGGAAGGAAGCCAUGAUAGCUGAUGAUUAUGAUUUUGUAAAGACCAUAGGAAAGGGAAAAUAUGGAGAGGUCUGGCAGGUCAUCCAAAAAACAACUAAGAAAUUGUUUGCUGUGAAGAAGCUGGAGCUGCUGGGACAGACAGAAGAGGAGCAUGGAACACUGCGGCGAGAGGCUGAGCUGUUGUCAAAUCUGUCACAUCCUAAUAUUGUGGCUUGUCAUGGUGUGUUUGAGGUAGAGGGUAGCCAUCUUUGUAUUGUAAUGCAUUACUGUGAUGGUGGGGACCUCCAUACACGCCUUCAGCAGCAGGAAGGAGAAUUAAUUCAGGAGGACCAGGUCAUGGAGUGGUUCAUUCAAGUCUGUAUGGCCAUUCAGCUUGUACCUUCAUGGCCACACAUUCUUCACCGAGAUCUGAAAACACAGAAUAUAUUUUUGACACAAACAAAAUUUGUCAAACUAGGGGAUUUUGGGCUCUCCAAAAUGGUUGUGAUAUGGCAGAAACGUUCAUUGGAACUCCCUAAUUAUAUGAGCCCAGAACUGUUUGCCAACAAACCAUAUAACAGUAAGACUGACAUGUGGUCCCUUGGUUGCUGUCUCCAUGAGAUGAUGACGCUUAAAUAUGCCUUCACAGCCUCCAGCCUGCCUGCCUUAAUGAAAAUCAUCACCAAAGGACAGAUUCCUGCACUUCCUAAAGAAUACAGCAAAGAUAUAAUGGUGCUAUGUAAACAGCUCUUGAACCCAAAACCUUCACAACGACCUUCUGCUAACAAAGUGCUAAAGAUGCCAUUUGUUGUCUCACACAUCCAACGAUUCUGUAGAGAAAACAGGAAUGCAUCAAAUGGAAAUAAAGAAACCGUAGUGAUUCAACCUGAAGUCAAGGAAACGCAAAAACAGGAAGAAUGUGGGCAAGUUGUUCAAGACAUUGCAGGGAUAGCUGUGGGAUGCAAGGCAAAAGUUUGCUCCAUGGAGAGGAGACAGGAGCUUCGCAAGGAUGAAAACCCUUUGCCAAAAAGUGAUAGAGGGAGUGGGACACAUGUCAAUGGGGACACUAACCUUAGGGUGGAAGACACGUGCACAAAAGUUAAACCGACAACAAAAAAGAAACGCUUUCUCAAGGACAGAGCUUUGGCCUGCCAUCCUGAAGGGAAGAGUGCUCCUCCAACUAGACCCCCACCAAUAAAGCCUCGGAGCAAGAGCCAAUAAAGCCUCGGCCACUGCCUAUUCCACCAAUCAGCGCCUUGGGAGAACCUGUCCACAGGAAGGAGGUCCGACGAGUUCCAAGGGCUAUGACAGAUCUGCUGUCAGAUUCAAGCUGUGGGAGUCAGCGGCAGGGAUCAUCAACAUCAGCCUCAAGCCUUGAGGAGUCGCGUUUUGAUGCCGAGGAAGAGGAUAGGGCUUU
Messenger RNA from Liolophura sinensis, 1545 nucleotides. RefSeq names its product serine/threonine-protein kinase Nek4-like. Gene Ontology annotation, biological process: protein phosphorylation. Bases 162 to 1349 code for a protein of 395 amino acids. The record is from RefSeq and is a predicted model, not a curated record. NCBI's taxonomy places the organism in Eukaryota, Metazoa, Mollusca, Polyplacophora, Chitonida, Chitonidae. The transcript has 11 exons. Gene Ontology annotation, molecular function: ATP binding; protein kinase activity.